CCUUUAUUAAAAUUUCUUCCAAAAAGAUUCGACGUUGUUUUGGAGGCAAACUCAUCUAGGUGUGCAUCGGUUAUCUUCAUUGCUGGAACUAGUAUGAUUAUCCUUCACGAUGAGUUGUGGUUUAUCUAGUUUUGACAUUAUAUCCAAAUCCAUCCCUUUCACUUCGUCUUCGACGUUAUUCUCGCAAUGAUUUUGCAUGUUCAUUCUAGCACCUCUUGUCCGCCGUGUCCCACAGUUCCUCCGUUCUGUCUUCUUUUUCCACAGAGGUAAGAGCGCCACAAGCAAUGUGGUCGUCGUCGGAUGACGAAAGCUGGCCGGAUGUUAGCAUGACUCCCUUCGGGCAACUAGAUCAACCACAGCGAUUCGAAAUGCAACCCGCGAGCGCGCCUUGCGAAACGGAACGACUUCCGUGCCGAAAUUUUGUUUAAGGACGAUUUUCGCCACAGGGAUACAUACCAUUUAAUUUCUUUCACUUUUAGUUGCUCUGUAUCUAGUCCUGAGAUUAAGUAUUACGAAUAUUCAUAUUAUCAUUAGUAUUGAUUCAUUACCAUCAUGAUUGACUACCGAUACCGCCUUUUUUACCAUGAUGAGUCUACGUAUUUGGCUACUUACAAAAAACCUUAACCUGAAGAUUCUAUUUCUAAUCGCAAGAAAAUCACAGACACAGAUCCGCGCGUAAGCCGCACUGGGUUGCUCCAGGGGCAAAUAAGCCCAGUCGUUGCUACGAUGAGCAGCGUCCAUCUAAAGCCCGAAAGCAUGUCAGAAAUAUUGGAUGCUUGUUGGACAAAUGUGAGAGUUUUCCAUCGAAAAGACUGUGCCCACCUGUUCCACAGUUGAUAUCGUCGCAAAGGGCCGGCGAAGCUGCUGCAGGUAGCAAACCGACUAAUAUGGCGAGUCAUAUAUAACCAGUGUUUACCUAUAAUUAUAUAUAUAUAAGUAGUGCAUAAGACGACCCUAUGGUUUGUCAAGUAGAAGUGCAAGAGCAAGAACAGGCUUUGCUUAAGCCACUUUCGCAUUUCGUUGGUUAGACUCGUGUAGUGUCCGGUACACCUAUUCCACAGAGAGGUAGAUCAAUCUGCCACCCUCCUGACCCCUGUACCUCAUGACAAAAGUUUUUCCUUCAUUUUCUGUAGCAGUGCUGGCCGAAGUUCGUGCUUGUGUUGCCGGCUGUUGCUUCCGUGGUGCUACCGGAGCCAUGUGUUGGCCGAUAGCAGUAGCGACUUCGACUCGGACCUCGAUGAAAGUGACAGAAGUCCUAGAAGCGUCAGUAGCGUGUCCUCGCGUAGCGGGCUCCCUCAGACGUCGCACAGGCCCUUUUAUGACAGGACAGACCAGCAGCAACAGUUUAUUUUAGAAAUUCUAUUUCAGUGAAUGAGCUGGCCGUUGCAAGCAGGUAUUCUUCGCAAUAAAUUUUUGAUUGGACAAGCAGAACUUCAACAGUUGCACCAAGAAGAAACAGAUUUUUAAAUUACGAUCCAACAUCUGAUUUCUUUCAUUCCAUGCGAAGUGGAAGGGGGCGGUCACGACGACGCGGCGAGGACACAAGAACUGGUUUGUGGGAUACGGAGCUUGGAGGGAGCAAAGUCUCACGAACAUCGUUAGACAGAUUGUUUCUGUCCUCGGACGAUGAGGAGUCCACCUCGGCGCUGUUGUAUGAAAAGGACCGGGAUCAUAGAUUUUUACCCGAUGACGAUCGUGAGGAUGCUUUUUACGGUCAUCGCGCGAGCGACGUCCGGCGGAGCGAAAUACAGCGUGGUGUUGGGCGAAACAAAGGUGGGCGAGGGAGUAAGAAACACUCGGGGACGGGAAACCGUCAACGAACCCUCUGCUGUCUCGUGCUUUUUUUAUGGCCUCUGAGUGGAAAUGGAAAUUCAUCUGCCCUACAUCUCCUAGACCUACAGUGGGGGUUCAAAGAGGUGAAAGCCUGCGAGAAAGAACCUGCUCUAAUAACUCCCGUUUUCGUUAUCCUGAUUAUCGUUGCUGGCUGCGCCUGGAUCAAAGCACAACGUAGGCCAGUAGAGACGCCAGCAAGAAGGCGAGCGAGGAUACGUUAUAACUUUCUCGAGACCGCAUCUGAGGAAAAACAAGUCAUGUGGCAUGAUGAGGUACCAAUCACAGAUUAUGAUGUAAGCAGAAAAAUGUGUAAUCCGAACUGCAAGAAGGCACGGACUAGAGGAAGUUAUAAAAGCUCCUGCUACAAACACAGAAAAACAACCUGUACUUCCAGGUAGAAGUAAAUGACGCGAACUGGCUUACCAAAUUACUUGCGGAGGACGCAUUUCCAAGACCCCGCACGCCCGAUCAGAUCGUCGCUUUUCUGUUAAGAUAACUACACGAUGUAUCUACUUGUGCCGUUUAUUAGUUCAAUCGCCGCUGGGGGUUCUUGGAGUUGUUGUCACAAGAUAGAAAAAAUAUAGCAAAAGAGAUCAUCUUCGAAAUAUAUUACAGCUCAAAUUUUCGAAGUGAAAGACGAGGAGCCGACCGACCCCCUGGCACCGGAGAGAGGGCACGAUAUUCGUGCCCAGCAGGAACAAGCAUCAGCAGGGGCACGUGGUGUUGCUAAGGCGUCAGUAGCAAACUCUGUGCUAAAUUAAGUACGUGUUGGCAUAAGCGUCAAAAAAGCAGAACUUUUUUUAGCACAGAAAUAGAAACAGAGACUUCUACAGCGUUAUUUCAUAAGUCGUGAAGCAGUAGCGUCAACACCGCCGGCUUCUCUAAUUCUCGACAGUUUUUGCCCUUUUUAGCAAAAACUCCACCAAAGCCACCAGCUCGAAUGCCGAGUCGUGGUCUUCUUGGACCUCUCGACAAAACCCAACCCUUACAGCGACAGAUACAAGAUCUGCUCUCCGCUGGACUCGAAGACGAUGGAGGCACUGGUACUUCCAUGAGUUUCGACCUUCUUCUGUAUCUGGUGCUGCGACAUUCCGCAUUCAUCGUUAAAAAUCUAUCACGUUUUAUAGCACUAAGGAAGCUAGAUCGAGAUUCAUUUUUCUCACGAACAAUGUUGUCGUUGUCCCUGUUUUUAUAGCAAAAAGAAAAAUAAGUCAAAUACUUACUCAUCUUGUGCAACUCAUCUCUCAUCAGUGGAUCUUUCGUUUUUACUUGCGAUGCCCGAAUUGCGGCUUUCUCUUUGGGAUACGACGAUCCUUUAUGAUGAACUAACUUUUUGUUUUUGUCCACGAACUACACAAGUACGCCCCUAUUUGUAUUUCUUUGGUACUCGGAGUCUUGGUCUUCGUAAGUUGUAGUACAUGAACUUCACAUAUCAUAAUUCACUCAUUGAAAAGUUAACUUCAUCUUAAAUUCUAACCGUGGAUGUUUUUUUGCUUAAUACCUGCUGCAUCUAACAGCUCGAAGUUUUAAGUGUUGAUUUCGUCAGCAGACGCGAAACCGACCCCAAGCCAAAUGCGGGCCUGUCUGACCGGUUAGCGCAAAGACCACACGCAAACUGCGCCGCCGAGCUCUAUUUCAAGUCUGGGAGGAACCUAUUGGUUAACGAUGGUAUUCUGACAUACAUAAAUGAGGCCUAUGCUUAUUGAUUAAUGACUCGUCUUAUUUUGGCAUUAAGUUGACACCUCUUUCUCUUCCAACACUGUUCGCUUCAGUCUUAUCGACAUGUUGUAGAUCUAUUGUAGGCACUGUAUACUUAUUUGACAUCGUAGGUGGUGGUGGAUCAGCCGCUCUGGGUUAAACUCCCUGAAUCUGCUCGUAUCACAUUACACUAUCAAGGUGCCGUGAUCGAUUUGUCUCCGGAAAUGUGGAGGCGUGUUGUUGACCAGGGGAUAUCAGACGCGCUAAAACCAAUGAUCGAGCGCCUCCGGCAGAUCGCAAAUGACAAAUCAAACAGCGUCCAUGUUCCGGGGCCGCGAUUUAGGCAGCGAGCAGGUCUUUUGAGUUACGGACGGCAGGAGGUUUCCUUGAUGUCAAGGAAGUAAUUGUAGUACUUCCUCGUCAAAGAUGAACCAAGUUAUAUAGGUCUUUCGUUUCGUUGAUCGGGCCAUAGUUGUAUUUCUAUUUCUCACAGGUACUCGUAAUUAAGUCGUUCUCAGGUGCUUCACUUAUCUUAAGUUUAACUAUUCCACGUCUUGCACACUUUUGGCAAGGAGCAGACGUUAGUUAGGUAACUAGCUUAGCUUGGUCAACCUGGCCACGGUAGCUAGUAGUUAAGCGUCCUCGUUUCCCACAAUACAGGAGAGUAACCUGUAUUGUUACAAUUAUUUUCUUCACCUUGAACUAAAAUCAACAGGAUGUUGCUGUUUGCUUACUCUCUCUAUUGCUUCGGGUCUGAGAGUUUUGAGGCCCUUGCUGUUUCUGUGUUGGUCAGUAGAAGGAUUCGUUUGUCGAGAUGAUUUCGUUGAGGGAGCUCGGCCUGUAUACUUGUCUGUCAAGUGGAUAACCCUCUGUUGAGACGUUGCUGUUGUUUUUCGGAAUUGACGUGGAUCUCUCUGUCACAUACUACUCGGUCAUUGUGAUUGUGUGUCGUGAAAGCUCGACGAGAGUUUAGCGACGAGGUAGGUCUGGAACGAGAGUCUCUACGAGAGAACAAUCGUGCUUUCGUCUUUAUACUUUGCUCUCUCUUUGCGUUGCGCGCUAUGGUUGUUCCGGGCCAUCCACUCAAGGUCAACUGUCUGUUCUUCCACUCAAGGUCAACAUCCUCUUCGUGCACAAGACGAUCUAGGUUUGCUUCACAACGUUCAUUACAUACAUUUUUCACUGCUGGAUCACACAAGAAUCGCAGAUGGACCAGUUCUAUUCUAAAAGUAGCAUAUUUAUUCCUCUAAUUCUCCUUUCCACAACAUCGUGAUCGCUCAGAGCCGAAUCAAAUCCGGAUUCUCGUUAAGGCAUUGAGAUAUACGCCUAAGCAAUAUCAUUGUUGCAACAACAAUACCGCAGGUACUUACUCGCAAAUGUACAGCCUCCACAAGAAUACUCAUCCUUGUUGCCCAUUGAUUAGCAAUUUCCAGCUCUAAUUUCUGCCAUUCCGCGGAAGAUCUGGCGCAACGGCUGAAGCAGAAAUUUCACCAGCUGUUCGGAUCUAAACAACUUGAGGUACUGAGUGACAUUAUACAUGUGCACAUUGAUUUAUGUCCAGAAUCCCAAGUGGUAAGAAGUACUUGGGUAUUUACAAUCAUACCUUUCAGAAGGGAGGAAAUCAGUCUCCAUCUCCUCGUCUUUUCCAGUUACUAGCACAGCCGGCUUUUGGGUAUUUGCACCAAGACCAGCGUGGGGUUCCAAACGCCGUAUUAUCAGUCGUAAACCAAGAACUAGCGAGAAUUUUAGCGCCAGUUGCCGCGCAAGUCCACCAGGUGCUUUCCCAACAUGCUGUUCCUGGGCACGUGAUACCCGGCGCUGCGCUGGGAGGCGGCCCGCCAGCGCCAGCUACUGUGCCACUGCAGGCACCUGGAAUGCCAGCGCUUGCACCCCCACCACCACCUAUGCCGCCACCGCCGCCACCAUCCUGAGAAUGCCGAACAGCGAAGUGCUUUAUAUUCUUGUCCAUCUAUCCUGCAGCCCAGAUUGAUCCUGUUGUAUAAUUCGGAAAACUACCUCGCGCUGAUCUAAAUAACGAUCGGUAAUGACUCUAAAAAACGAAACAAACAAAAACACGACUUAUUCCUCGACUACCGGCGAAAUGGGCUAGUAAGAUAUAAGAUAAGCCGACGGCUGCACCGAGAUUGGUUUCGGUAUCGCAGCUAUAACGCUAUCUAAAACUCACACGAAAAUUCAAGACACUGUAUGAUAAUCAUGCAAAACACAGUGGUCACGCAGAAUGAUACUCGUAAACGAUAUGCUUGUUUUCGACUUAUACAGAAGCAUGGUUUUUGUCUUGUCUCUCAUAGCUAAAAUAAAAAUAUCAAACAACGUGUACUUCGUCUUUAUUCAAACACGACGGACAGCGAAAGUUGAAAGUACUACUGCUCCAUAAUCAGCUCACAUUUGACUCUUUGUUGACGGCCUUGGUCUUCUACAAGAGUACACCGCAUACUUACAAUCUUGAUGCUUGUCCGUGCAUAUUCAUUCAUUCCAUAACGUCAGUAUCUGAAAGCACAAAAAUCUGAAGAUUGUUUUUGCGAUUAUGUUUCAGCAGCCGUAUUUGCUCGUCUCUUUUCAUUAUUCAUCCCCCAAGUUGAUUGACCUCGCGCGUGGUUAUUAUCGUUGUUUUUGCUUAUGAAUCUAGAGGGAUUUAACCUAAGCGGCCGUGAAAUGAAGAACAGUCUUUGUUUUUGAAUGACUUCUUUUUGACCCGCCCCUCUUGCCCUCCUAAACCCGACAUUAUCGAAUAAUCCGUAUGCUGUCCAUUUUGAAUGAUCCUCAUUAGGCGCCUCCGAGAUUGUGUGUCAGAUUGUGAUUUUCGUAUCAUGAAGAUAAACAGGACCCAAUAAUUGAAUUAGAUAACAACGAAUGACAGCGGUGAAUAUUACUAGCAUCUUCAACAAAAAAUCAUUUGUUCAUCUACAUUUAUUGUAAUGCGCAAUAACGCACUAACUAUGCAUGGUAUCCUUACUGUCAACUGCGUGGUAAAACGUGAACAAUGCUCAGCUAUUUAUUCCCCACAAACACAAAAGCAGAUAUUUCCAGCACUAUGUAUACAUAGUUGUGGUGUGUGAGGCGGUAGAAAUAAUUUAUUCUUUAUGUUGGAGAGGAUUGAUUCAUUCAGAGCCUCUCUGUUUGAUGCUUGUGAAAAACCCAAUGAAAAUGAUUUUGGCAUGCGAUGUGGUUGUCGACAACACACAGGACUGGAUGAAGAUGUUGAACAUCAAACCCAUCGUUCUGGUUUCCUGCCAGCGAAUGAAUUGCUAUGACAGGUUUUUCUAGUGCCUUCUCUAUAUGCAAACUCGCAGUGUACCGUAAAAAUCAUCGUCGAAUUCAACGCGUCGAUGCUGUGAUAAAAAUAACAACCUUCCGCCAUAAAGAGUUGUAACUGUAAGGAG
Messenger RNA from Amoebophrya sp. A25, 6932 nucleotides. NCBI's taxonomy places the organism in Eukaryota, Dinophyceae, Syndiniales, Amoebophryaceae. The record is from the annotation of a GenBank genome assembly.